Manis javanica (Malayan pangolin) is the source of this 5157-nucleotide messenger RNA. It is a transcript of the gene TP63, whose product is annotated as tumor protein p63. NCBI's taxonomy places the organism in Eukaryota, Metazoa, Chordata, Mammalia, Pholidota, Manidae. Gene Ontology annotation, cellular component: nucleus. The record is from RefSeq and is a predicted model, not a curated record. Gene Ontology annotation, biological process: protein tetramerization; regulation of transcription by RNA polymerase II; apoptotic process. Gene Ontology annotation, molecular function: protein binding; RNA polymerase II cis-regulatory region sequence-specific DNA binding; DNA-binding transcription factor activity, RNA polymerase II-specific.
UGACAGAAGUCCUCAAAUCAAAUCAGUGUCCAGAUACAAGGAAACGUUCAUUAGCUGGAGCAGGGUGGACAUUCUUCAGCUCAGUUCUGUUUUAAAAGUCCAGGCUGCUGAAAUUAAACUCUGAUGCCAUUCAUGCUAGCAUCCAAUCACCAGAGAGACCAGAAGUUCAGAGAUGCCUCCAAGUUGCCAACAAGUGUGGCCACCAUACAUCAAGGACGCUAAAGCCAUGGUAGCGGGGAAAGAACAACUAUAGAGAGGAUGCCCAGCUGUUGAAGGAAAUGAAUUUUGAAACUCCACGGUGUGCCACCCUACAGUACUGUCCCGACCCUUACAUCCAGCGGUUUGGAGAAACCCCAACUCAUUUCUCUUGGAAAGAAAGUUAUUACCGAUCUACUAUGUCCCAGAGCACACAGACAAGUGAAUUCCUCAGUCCAGAAGUUUUCCAGCAUAUCUGGGAUUUUCUGGAACAGCCCAUAUGUUCAGUUCAGCCCAUCGACUUAAACUUUGUGGAUGAACCAUCAGAAAAUGGUGCAAGAAACAAGAUUGAGAUUAGCAUGGAUUGUAUCCGUAUGCAAGACUCAGAUCUGGGGGACCCCAUGUGGCCACAGUACACGAACCUGGGGCUCCUGAACAGCAUGGACCAGCAGAUUCAGAACGGCUCCUCGUCCACCAGUCCCUACAACACAGACCACGCACAGAACAGCGUCACGGCACCCUCGCCCUACGCGCAGCCCAGCUCCACCUUUGACGCCCUCUCUCCAUCCCCUGCCAUCCCCUCCAACACCGACUACCCCGGGCCGCACAGCUUCGAUGUGUCCUUCCAGCAGUCCAGCACUGCCAAGUCAGCCACCUGGACGUAUUCCACUGAACUGAAGAAGCUGUACUGCCAAAUUGCAAAGACGUGUCCCAUCCAGAUCAAAGUGAUGACCCCUCCCCCUCAGGGAGCUGUCAUCCGCGCCAUGCCUGUCUACAAGAAGGCUGAGCACGUCACUGAGGUGGUGAAACGGUGUCCCAACCACGAGCUGAGCCGUGAAUUCAAUGAGGGACAGAUUGCCCCUCCUAGUCAUCUGAUUCGAGUAGAAGGAAACAGCCAUGCCCAGUAUGUAGAAGACCCCAUCACAGGAAGGCAGAGUGUGCUGGUACCUUAUGAGCCCCCCCAGGUCGGCACUGAAUUCACAACAGUCUUGUACAAUUUCAUGUGCAACAGCAGUUGUGUUGGAGGGAUGAAUCGCCGUCCAAUUUUAAUCAUUGUUACUCUGGAAACCAGAGAUGGCCAAGUCCUAGGCCGACGCUGCUUUGAGGCCCGGAUCUGUGCUUGCCCAGGCAGAGACAGGAAGGCAGAUGAAGACAGCAUCAGAAAGCAGCAAGUCACGGACAGCACAAAGAACGGUGACGGUACGAAGCGCCCUUUUCGUCAGAAUGCACAUGGCAUCCAGAUGACAUCCAUCAAGAAACGAAGAUCUCCAGAUGAUGAACUGUUAUACUUACCAGUGAGGGGCCGAGAGACAUACGAGAUGCUGCUGAAGAUCAAAGAGUCCCUGGAACUCAUGCAGUACCUGCCCCAGCACACGAUCGAGACCUACAGGCAACAGCAGCAGCAGCAGCAGCAGCACCUCCUUCAGAAACAGACCUCGAUGCAGUCUCAGUCUUCAUACGGUAACAGCUCCCCACCUCUGAACAAAAUGAACAGCAUGAACAAGCUGCCUUCUGUGAGCCAGCUUAUCAACCCUCAGCAGCGCAACGCCCUCACUCCCACCACCAUUCCUGAUGGCAUGGGAGCCAACAUUCCUAUGAUGGGCACCCACAUGCCAAUGGCUGGAGACAUGAAUGGACUCAGCCCCACCCAAGCCCUCCCUCCCCCACUCUCCAUGCCAUCCACCUCCCACUGCACCCCCCCACCUCCGUACCCCACAGACUGCAGCCUUGUCAGUUUCUUAGCGAGGUUGGGCUGUUCAUCAUGUCUGGACUAUUUCACGACCCAGGGGCUGACCACCAUCUAUCAGAUUGAGCAUUACUCCAUGGAUGAUUUGGCAAGUCUAAAAAUUCCUGAGCAAUUCCGACAUGCCAUCUGGAAAGGCAUCCUGGACCACCGGCAGCUCCACGAUUUCUCCUCCCCUCCCCACCUCCUGCGGACCCCAAGUGGUGCCUCUACCGUCAGCGUGGGCUCCAGUGAGACCCGGGGCGAGCGUGUGAUCGAUGCUGUGCGCUUCACCCUCCGCCAGACCAUCUCCUUCCCUCCCCGUGAUGAGUGGAAUGACUUCAACUUUGACAUGGAUGCUCGGCGCAACAAGCAGCAGCGCAUCAAAGAGGAGGGAGAGUGAGCACUGCAGUGUGAGCUCUUCCAGUCUCUUCCCAUCUGCACACCUCCCUGCAAGGCACUACUGCUUGACAUUCAAUGUAUUCUUCCUAGUUCCUCUCCUUUCUCUUCCCAGUCUGAUUUCUUAAGAGAAGGAGAAGUGAGAGGCUACCUUUUAUCUACCUGGCAUCUGAUUCUGAUUCUGGCUUUAAGCCUUCAAAUCUGUUGCUUGCAGGACCGAAGUUGUCGUAGCUAGGUAGAAGUGAGCAAAAAAGCCGUCGGUGUCUCCCUAAGCUGCAGAGCUGUCUCAUGGACUUUCGUAAAGCAUUUUCACCUUUAUAGUCUAAGACUAUAUAUAUAAAUAUAUAAAUACCUGGUAUAUAUUUUUGGGUGGGGGCAUUGAGUAUUGUUUAAAAUGUAAUUUAAAGGAAAGGAAAUUAAGUUGCACUUGCUGACUUAUUUUUUUUAGUUUACUUGUUUUGGAUGGCUUAUCUAUACUUCUCUCAAGAAAUACCAUUGUGCUCAUAGGUACCUAGUGUUUUAUGGCACAUGUGAGUGAAAAAGCUGUAUUAAAUCCCUCCAGUUAUUUUGAUGCUAAGCACAUGCUAUAUCAAACCUUUGGAUAGAUUCAGAUUAUACUGACCAUUACUUAUUAUGUGGGUGAGACUAUAUACAUAUGUGCACAAUUUUCUAUGUCAGUUUACUUCAUGCUACUGACAUCCCUACUCUUAAUGAUGGUUUACCUUGGGACUAGGUAGUCCAAUUGUAAGAAAAAGUCCAUGUUCACACUAUCACAUACUAGAGGUAAGGAAAUACUCUCCCUUACUUUUAGUUGGGAAUGUGGAAUGUGGGUCAUAGCAAAAAUUCUUAAAAGUCCAUGCAGCCAAUUCAAAAACACCCAGUAUCAUAUAUCUGGAUAUAUUGGCAAUGCACCCCCACCACCACUUCUGCUUCAUAUUUAAUUCCAGAUGCCUUAUCUCUUUGUAUUUAUUGGGAAAAUGUAUGUUGCCAUUAUAGAAGCCUUAAAAUUAAAUUUUACUAUUAGACUGACUAACUCAGUUACACAUAUGCUACCUUUAUUUGAAUUAAGGUUGAUUUGAUUGGAAUGAAUGCCAUCAAUCUAGUUCUUAUAGUAAAGUUGUAAUAUCUAUUAAAAAAAGCCAGGAAAACCAGGAAUCAUAUAGAAAUAUUGAAUCUCCACUAAGCAGUAUGAGAUUUCAGAAAGCCACGAUCUGAAAUUCUUGGAAGACUUUUUGAAAUAUAGAUGAUAUUUGGCAAAUUUUUCAUUUGAAGUCCCUCUUAUUUUAUAAAAUUCUCCAAGUAGAGGCUUGUUUUGUCUUUCUCUUUCCAGGGUUAAAAUAGGAGCAGUGAUUCAGAAAACAUAAGAUUAUGAUCAAUUUUUUAAUGGCAUCGGUUACAUCAUUAUAUCACUUUUCUUUUUUUGACCAAUAGGAGUUGCGCUUUAUCUGACAGAACCACUCUCUUCUGGACUGUGCAGGGGACAUAAAAAUGUCCCCAGAGAUCAGGAGUGAGUCUUCCAUGAGAGGGGUUGAACCACAUAAACCAAGAGUUGUUUUCAGACUUUGGAAAAACAUGAAAAUGACAAUAUUCCCCUAGAUCUUCCAAAUACACUUUGUAGCAAUUUUUUUCAGACCAUAAAUAGAUAUUUUGUAUAUAUGCUAAUGAGCUCUAAAAUCCUUCCAUGAAUUCUAGUAAGGGGCUAUCAUUGCACAUAAGCUUCCAUUUUUAAUUUAAAGUGCAAAAGGGCUAAUGUGGCUCAAAAAUAUAAUGUAUGAGUUUCAUCUGAAAAGUGUAUAUAUGUUUUGUUCGUGAAUUUGCAUACUUUGUGUUUUGUGAAGUUGCAUACUUUUUUUUUCUUCCUGGGAUAGCGGGUUUUCCAGAACCACAGUUGAAACUUUUUUAUUAUUAUUAUUGUUUUUUAUAUUUUUAUGGAACCACCAUUUAGUGAGACUACAGUGUCAAAUAAGAAAAGAUGCUGUAACUGUCAGAUGGGGGGAAAGGGAAGUAGUUUUUUAUUAUUUUUUUUUAUUUUGUGUGUUAAAGAGAGUGAGUCCUUGAUUUCAAAGUUUUUGUGCUUAAACGAUAAUAAGCACUGUUAAUUUGUGGAACAAGCAUGCAGCUUUGAAAACCUAUUAGGGGAAGAAUGAAAGCUGUGCCUUGGCAAUGCUUUGAGGACAGUGGCUUCCUCUAGUGUCCUGAGUGUUUGAAUAAACCUAGGACUUCUUUUGCGCUAUUUUAGCACUAUUUGGAUGGCACUAGGGACUCAGAAAUUCCUGUACUGUAUCUCAUGGGUUUGGCAUUAGCCAAGGCUAGGCAAAACUACUGAUCUUGUGUCCUGGUGGCAAAUUAUGCAAUUUGAGUGUAUGAAUAGCUAGGAUAAGGGGUGAAAGCAUAAUAAGGGCAGACAAGGGGGAGUGGGCUUAAUGGAGUUCUGGUGGCCUCAGCUAAAUGCAGUUAGCUGAAGGAUGGAUAGGUUUUGCUUGAAGGUGAUUAGAAACAGAAAUGGAGAAUAGAACUUCCUUCAUUAAAUUCAUUUACCUUUUGUUUUCUUGAUAUGCCCCUAAAAUACAGUAUGUGGGAUGUUGAAUGUUAAAGGGUUGUGUUUUUUUUAUUAUUUUUAUAAUUGUACAAAAAUUAAGUAAAUGUCAAAUGUUUUAUAUGCUUUAUUAAUGUUUUUGAAAGUUUCUUUCUUAUAGAUAUAAUACUUUUUUUAAGCUUCAGUUGCUUGUCGUUUGGUAUUUUGUGUAAUGGGCUUUUGGUGAGCCAGAGGCAAAUCUAUAAGCCACUAAUGUUUGCCAGGACAUGCAAUAAAAUUAAAAAAUAAAUAAAAAAUGCAUUGA